AUGCCUAAUCAAAAGUCAUUGCUGCUACCACGUUUUCGGUCGAAUUCGAGUUCUUACAGUCGUGAUCAUGAGUUAUCCUCUUAUAAAACACCUCGAACCCUCAGUUCCGAUGAGAUCAGAAUAGGGAAUUUUUCUCAGUUGGGCAUCAAGCACGAUGACGAUGCUCAGGAGAAUAGCAUAGUCUCGCAAGAAGGUUCUGCACGGAGGCGAGAUGGGAGUGAUAGACGGAAACAUUUCACCAAGGUUCUCCAGCGACCCUUGUUUCAUCAAAAAUCACCCCACAAGAGGUGUAGCUGUUCGGCGUCACACGACAGCGGCGUCCAAGUUGCGUGGAGGGAUGGACCCAAGAGAUCCUCACUCGAUCAGCGAAAGCCGUACUGUAGUGUACAAGUAUCCCCAGUGAAACUCAUGACGAGUUGUGAUCGUAGUUCUCUAUGCGAGCUGCCGCUGCGCUCUGGGCAACAACACAGCAGCGCAUGGUCCUAUCCCUUGUUCCCCCCAAGUGUGCCACUUUCAGAUAUAUCUCUUCGAUCCACGUCUCCGGAUAAGGCUCGAUUGCCCCAUCAUAACCCCCUUUCAAUCUCUCUGUCAUCGCGAGCCGAAUGUCUUCGACAGGGACGGCGAGGGAGGCGGAACACCGUGGGAUCUAUGAGACGGGAUGCGCCUGGCGAGCACAUCCCGACGCCCGAGGGGGUACUCAGGAGGCCCUUGAUUCUGAGCCGCUCCUCUAGAAAGCGAGGAGACACCGUUCACGCGGUGCCUUCUUUCACCUAUAGUGAUCCGAAAGCCGCCAUGAGCGUGGAGGAGGUCUAUCCCGCCCACUUCACAAGGGGAACCUCACGAGAGGGGACCACAGGACGCGACCAAUGCCCUCAAGGGCUGAAUUCGUACCCCAACCACACGGGCGUCCACCACACGUCUCACUUUAGGGACGACUUGCCCCGUGCUAGCGUGCUCUCGCCCGUCACCUCGGGUGCGGCCAGCCUGCAUUCCAUGCAGGACAGCUUCUGUAGUUCCAUCCAGACGCAGGAGAGACGGUUAGGGGUAUCGUCAUGCUCUUUUGACACGUCGGCCAUGUUCGAGGAGGACAGCUUCACUUUCAAGAGCUUGCAUCGUGUCGUGCAGCGGGAGACAUGGCGACCGCGAUUUCGCUUCGCUCGUGUGCUCUCACUGUCGCGGCGUAGCUUUUUUCGCUCACCGCAUGAUAAGGAUGAAGUCUGGGGAAACGGUGGGAACCGCACUAAACGCAACCCUAGCCCUGAAGUAUUCGAAGAAACACCACUUACUCGUGCGGAGGGUAAGCGAUGCUGCGCCAAGUUAUUGAAUCAGUAUGGUAGAUUCUUGAAUAAUUGCGAUCAUAAAUCGACUGUGGUGGAGGAUGACGAUACCUGCCACGAAGAUGAUUCCAUCUUAAGUGCUGGAGGAGGGUACAUACAGUUCCACACAGAACCUCCGCGUCAGGACCCGAACUGCGCACCCUUGUCGACCCAGAAUAUGUGUGUACCUAUGCUGCCGAGAUUCACGCGAAUUUACCCCUCUGAAGACCUAGAACGCUUGAGAAGCGGUGCAGAGACUGCCAGAAAGCAAGAGGUCUCAAAGAUGGUUCGUGGCAACCACUCGGGAUCUAUCGAUGCUCUCAGAGCUGGCGACAACAGCAGGGGCUUUCUCCGCUUGUCAUGCUUUAUUUCAGACGAACAAUGCAUGUCUACACUUCACGCGGCGCGUGCGUAA
Molecule: messenger RNA, 1731 nt
Organism: Phytomonas sp. EM1
Lineage: Eukaryota; Euglenozoa; Kinetoplastea; Trypanosomatida; Trypanosomatidae
Source: the annotation of a GenBank genome assembly